AUGUUACCGUAUGCAGGUCCACCGACCAUCCUCCACAAUAAUAAACACCGGACCUGGCGUCGAUAUAGGUACUACAUAUAUAAAGACCCCCGACCACCUCGCUCCCAUACUUCUCUACCAGGCUGAUUCAAUCUCACUAUCCAUUCCAGCUACUUCAGUGACCAGGUCAGCGAAUACCACUUCGUCAACAUGCUGCUCCAAGCCCUUAUCAUACCGCUUCUCCCUCUCGUCGUCGCUGUACCUGUUGAGAAGAGAGCCAAUCCAGUCGUCACAAUCUCGAACCCACAAGCCACUAUCACGGGCCGCGCCGGCAUCUUGGACGUCGACACUUUCUUGGCCAUCCCAUUUGCUCAGCCUCCAGUGGGAAACCUGCGUCUACAGAAGCCUCAGCCCCUCAAGUCUCCCUAUGGCAACAUCAACGCCGGUGGACUGACAAGUCCAUCAUGUCCUCAGCAAUUCUUCGACGUAGACGACAAUCUCGGAGUCCUCCCUACUGCCGUAAUCGGCAUGCUCCUGAAUACUCCACUGUUUCAGAAAGUCACUGGCCAGACCGAAGACUGCCUCACUAUCGACGUCGUGCGUCCCAAGGGAACCACAAAGGACUCGAAGCUGCCAGUUCUUUUCUGGAUCUUCGGUGGAGGUUUUGAACUUGGAUCAACCCAGACAUACCAAGGCGGACAGCUCCUUCAGGACGCAAUGAACAAUGGAAAGCCCUUCAUUUAUGUUGCAGUCAAUUACCGUGUCGGAGGCUUCGGCUUUCUCGGAGGCGCCGACAUCAAGAAAGCUGGUGCCUCCAAUCUUGGUCUGCUCGACCAACGUCUUGGUCUGCGGUGGGUUGCAGAUAACAUCGCAGCGUUCGGAGGCGAUCCUAACAAGGUCACAAUCUGGGGUGAAUCUGCCGGAGCCAUCUCCGUUCUUGACCAGAUGAUCCUCUACAACGGUGACAACACUUACAAUGGAAAACCUCUCUUCCGUGGCGCUAUCAUGAACUCGGGCAGUAUCAUCCCUGCUCUCGACGUCGACCACCCUAAGGCUCAGGCUGUCUAUGACCAAGUCGUAUCCUACACAAGCUGCAGCGGUGCUUCUGACAAGCUUCAAUGUCUUCGUGACGCGCCCUACGACGUCUACCUCAAUGCUGUCAAUUCGUUACCCGGUAUCCUGUCCUACUCUUCCGUUAACCUUGCAUACCUGCCUCGCCCCGAUGGCAUCGUACUUACGCAAUCACCUGAGCUCCUCAUUCAACAGGGCAAGUACGCCGAUGUUCCCUUCAUCAUAGGCGAUCAAGAAGACGAAGGCACGCUCUUUGCGCUCUUCCAAAGCAACGUCACCACGACCGAGGAACUCGUCAAUUACUUUGUCAAUGGCAACUGGUUCCCACAGUCCACCCGGGAACAGGUCGAGAAACUUGUCGCUUCUUACCCUGAUGAUGCGGCCCAGGGCAGUCCCUUCCGCACUGGCGGACUGAACAACAUAUACCCGCAAUACAAACGUCUCGCCGCAAUUCUGGGUGAUGCUACGUUCACUCUUACGCGCCGCGCCUUCCUUGCUGUCACAAGUGCUGUGCGCCCCAAUACGCCAUCCUGGAGCUAUCUGUCUAGCUACGACUACGGAUUACCGAUCCUGGGCACGUUGCAUGGAAGUGAUAUCAUCCAGACCUUCUACGGCAUCUUUCCAAACUACGCCGCAAGGGCUACACGAGGAUACUACUAUAACUUCAUCUUGAACGGAAACCCCAAUGUUGGUGGUGGCAACUUUCCGAACUGGCCGAAAUAUAGCGAGAGUCAGCAGUUGGUGAACUUUGUCGCGGACUCGAGUAGUCUGAUCAAGGAUGACUUUAGGAGCAAGCAGUAUCAGACCCUGGUGGAAUUGACAUCGAGUCUCCGAGUAUAG
This is a messenger RNA of Pseudovirgaria hyperparasitica, 1890 nucleotides long. RefSeq names its product alpha/beta-hydrolase. The record is from RefSeq and is a predicted model, not a curated record. Bases 190 to 1890 code for a protein of 566 amino acids. The transcript has a single exon. NCBI's taxonomy places the organism in Eukaryota, Fungi, Ascomycota, Dothideomycetes, Acrospermales, Acrospermaceae.